Molecule: messenger RNA, 4114 nt
Organism: Equus quagga
Lineage: Eukaryota; Metazoa; Chordata; Mammalia; Perissodactyla; Equidae
Gene: UNC119B
Product: unc-119 lipid binding chaperone B
Exons: 5
Coding region: 17-769 (250 amino acids)
Biological process (GO): cilium assembly; nervous system development; lipoprotein transport
Cellular component (GO): cilium
Molecular function (GO): lipid binding
Source: RefSeq, a predicted model, not a curated record
UCUUGGCGGCGGCGCGAUGAGCGGGUCGAACUCGAAGGCUGCGGCCGCGGGCUCGGCGGCGGGGUCCGGGGCGCUGGUGGCUGGCAAGGAGGAGAAGAAGAAGGCGGGCGGCGGCGUCCUGAACCGGCUCAAGGCGCGGCGGCAGGCGCCUCACCACGCCGACGCCGGCCUCGGGGCGGCGGUCACGGAGCAGGAGCUGCUGGCUCUGGACGCCAUCCGGCCCGAGCACGUCCUGCGCCUCAGCCGGGUCACCGAGAAUUAUUUAUGUAAACCUGAAGACAACGUCUACAGUAUUGAUUUCACCCGCUUCAAAAUUCGAGAUUUGGAGACAGGGACAGUGCUUUUUGAGAUUGCCAAACCUUGUGUUUCAGACCAAGAGGAGGAGGAGGAGGAGGAAGGUGGAGAUGUGGAUAUCAGUGCAGGACGUUUCGUCCGUUAUCAGUUCACACCAGCAUUUCUCCGCCUCCGGACAGUUGGGGCUACAGUGGAAUUCACAGUGGGAGACAAACCUGUGUCAAACUUCCGGAUGAUCGAACGGCACUAUUUCCGGGAACGCUUGCUGAAAAACUUUGACUUUGAUUUCGGCUUCUGCAUCCCCAGCAGUAGGAACACUUGUGAACAUAUCUAUGAGUUUCCCCAGCUUUCUGAGGAUGUCAUUCGUUUGAUGAUUGAAAAUCCCUAUGAGACCCGUUCUGACAGCUUCUACUUUGUUGACAACAAGCUGAUAAUGCACAACAAGGCUGAUUAUGCCUAUAAUGGAGGCCAGUAACUGCUGCAGGAGUGGACAAGGGAGGUGCUUUGCUGCGGCCCAGGGUCCUGGCACACGGAGAUGGUUGAAGCUGCAGUUUGUCAACACGCAUCUGGAACCUGGCCCCAGGAAGCCAAGGCUGGGGUGGCAGUUUCCUGUGCUCCAAGAGAGGUGCCAAGCAGUACUGUGUUUUCUUCCCUAGUAUUUUUUCUUCUCUUUUUUUCCCUGCCCUUUAUGUCACAGAGGUACUACAGUAAAGUCAAAGAUUAAGAUAAGGCUCCUGGAAUCAAGAUAUAAGAGAAAGUUUAUUUUCAUGUAGUCAUAGCUCCCUACUAGUUGUCCUGACAAGUCUGGGUCUCUCCAGGCACUUCUGUGCCCAUGUGAGGAGGCUCUGGUGGGCCUCCCUGCAGGUUAGCAGCUCUUCUGUAGGUUCCUGGGUGCUGUGGGAAGCUGAAACGUAGGCCUCUUCCAGGCAUCUCCUCUCACUUCUGGGGUGGUGUCAGCACAGUCUGACCUCAGCCUGUGCAUAGUCCUGAACCAACUGGAAAGAAACUUGAAAGCAGGGGGAAGGAAGAGGUGGUGCCAAGAGUUGAGGCACUAGGGGUGGGUAAGGCUGCCAAACGGAAAGAUUCAUUUUAUGAGGAGGCCUGCUUAUCUGUCUGACUUGCAGGAUCCUCAGCCAGCAAGGGUUUCAGCCUGGGGAUACAGCAAGGUUUCAGCCUGGGAGUGCCUUCCUGUUCUCAUUUUGGAACGAAGAUGAGCUUGCUCUGCUUCUCCUGGCUCCUGACUUUUGAGUAUCUCCUGAAACAGAAUGUGUCUGUUUUGCUCUUGGAACAGUAAUAUAUCUUGAGGCCAGAGCAGGCCUUAUUGUGUUUUGUUUUUUAUUUCUAGGCUUCUUUCUGGGAGGCUUCAUAAAAUGUCAGUGGUGCUCCCAGUGUAUGUGACGUGCAGUUAGACUUCUGAUAGUGUUAAUCAGGCUCCCGGGGCUAAUCUGGCUCGUGUUGGAGCAGAGUAUAGUUACACACCAGCAGCUCAUUUAAAGGAGGGAUUUGGUUUUCUCUACACAGCAGAGCCUGGAGGAUUGGCUUUUGAUGGGGAUUUGCCUCUGAAACUCUUUGUAGAUUUCUUAUUUAGGAGGAUUUUCAGUAGUAUCUGGAACCAUCCUGGCAGGUCAGACCUAAGUAACACAUAACUCAUCCUUCAAACUGCUAGUUGGAAUGGUGCCGGCUGUUUGGAAAGGCUGAGAUAGGCUGCGAUGGCCUGUUGGAGAGAUGUGUUCUUAAAAGAGCGUCUUCGCACAUCCUGUGGGCUACUUUUGUCCUGGGGCCCUUACUGGAUGGACUCUUGCUGCCUUAGCUCCCUGUGGUUGUCUGACUGUGUGGGUGGCUCUAGAUGCUCAGCCUAACCUCUCUAAGAUGGUUGCUGCGGCCAGGAUUUAGCACUGAUAGGAAGGAGGCUAUAGGAGGAGCCUAGCUAUGUGGUAAUAGUCACAGUGAGGCAUCACAGUAACUGUGACAGGAGAGCUGUCUCCCAAGGUGCUUGGGAGAAAGGCCACGUGGGGCCAGGGAAAGAAGGGCCAGCACUUUGCUGCAGAAGACCCUGUGCAUUCACUGACCAGUGUUGCUCCCUGCUGGAUUCUAGAGCGUGAGUGGCCUUGAACCUUGGCUUAGUGCUUUGUGCCAGGCCAGGGUCUGGAUUGUGUCAGAUGCUGGCAGCUUUCUCACUGAGAAAGCCCUAGGUUAUCCCUGUCUGCUGGUGCUGGAUCCAACCACUGAGGGAGGGAAGAGACCGUGCACCUUGCACAAUGGGUUACACGUCACCAGACAGGCUGAAUCUCAGAACUGGAGUUGACUACAAAUCCAGGUGCCUUAAGUGUGGCUCUGUCCCAUAUGCUGCUGGGGAAAGCUGCAUUGCCCUCAUUCCCUCCUCAUCUGUGGACAGACAUCAGCACUGCCUCCUUACCCUCUGUUUCUCAUUGCAGCUCCUCUAACAUGUUUGUGUGUUCCUGUCAAGCUUCAGAGUAACCCCUUCUCUGUGACAGAAGCCCAGUCAGGAGAGUUUAUAUUAUUUGAUAUUGAAUUAUUAUCUAGGAUGUGGUUUCUGGAGCCCAGAGCUCUGCUUAAUAGAGUGUGUCUUAGAAAUGUGCCCUGGGGCAGACCGCCUCUUGAGGACCAGUGGGCUCUCAUCUGCAGUGGUAGCUUUUGCUAGGAGGACCAGGAGGCCAGAGGGGGUAGGCACUCUGGCUUGAAUAGUGCUGUAUUCUGUUCCCCAUUAGCUUGCCUUAGUCUCACCGGAGACCAUUUUGAGGCCAAGUGCACAAUCUGUGCCCAGCAGGACAGGGAUUUACCAUCUUCUGAAGGUCUGGUGUUCUGUAUCUGGGACUCUGGAUUCUUGUGUCUAGCUACUCAGGAAAUCUUGAGAAGCAUUUAUGACUCUGGGGUGUUAACCAGGGUGAGUUUGAAAUUCAGACUUUUGUACCUGACUUGAGAGAAUUGGCAGUCAUACUUUCUCUGAAAGUAGCUGAACCACUCAGAAGUUGAAUCAGGAGGCCAUGUUAUUAAGGGGUCUGGACUGUUGGGAGCUCUUAUCUUGUGAGUGAUAUAGUGGGAGGAACGAAACUACCUGCAUGGGGAGACCAUGCCUCGUUCAGAGCUGGCAUCUGAGAGGUAGCUCCUGGAGGAAACACAUUCCAGCAGACUGGCAGGCUCAUCUGGUGCCCUGGGGCCUGCUGCCUGCACCCCUACCUCUCCUCUUUUGUUCCUUUCCCUCUGCCUUGGAAUCUCUUGGGAGAGAGCCUCUCUUUUCCUGUGAAGCCUUUGGGCUAAGAUGCCCUUCCACCUUCUCCAAAUAAGAUCCUGGUUUAUUUCAUUCUGUGUUCUGAAGAGUAAACAGAGGAAAUAAAACUAAAAGUAGUUCUUGGCUAAGUGGGCUGUCCACUCGUUAUGUGUUAGCUCAGAGCUAUCUGCAGAGAAAGCAGUUUUCAAGGGCCUGUAGGACUUCCUGAAGACACGUACAGUCUUUGGGCCAUCUGAUUCUCAAAUGGGGCAGUGAUUGGGGAUGUUGGGGCUAACCAUAGACUGGAGAGUCUUGAGAUGGCAGUGACUGGGGAAUCUUCAACUUAUUUUUUCAGUUGAAGUGGAACUCAUUUCUGGAAGGGAUUUAAGAGGCUGUGUCUAAUGUACAAAUUGGGUGAGUCUUGGCUUAGUGUGUACUGCCAGCCCUGGUCGGCUCCCCGGGUACUCUUUUUUUCUCUGUAAAGUCACUUUCUUCUGGUGGCCGUUGUCACCAUGACAUCAGUGAGGUUUGGAGAAUGGGGACAGUCGUUCUAAAAAUCACAGCACAGGCUUCUAGCCAGCGCACGAGGCU